AUGUUCAUUACUCAGGGCGCGGCAGAAGAUCAUCUUCAAUCAUCACAUAUUAGCAUGGCGCGUGCUGAAGGCACACUUCCAAUUUCUCGAGAUGAACUCAUAAACGCUAUCGAAGAAAUUGUCAGUGAUCCCGCAGAAAUCAACGGUUUUGAGUCCAAAUUCAAUCGAAACUUUGACGCUUUCUGCGAAGAAGUGGAUUUGAUAUUGAGGCAGAUAAUGGAAAGAAAGCAAAGAGGCGACAAAGAAGCACCAUCGUUGCGGUCCGAUGAUCUUGCAGGGAACCGCAGGCUAGAAGAGUCUGUUGCCUCAGAAACCGACAGUAAUACUUUCGAUGAAAGCGCGACUGAUGUCAGAAGAGCAGUGGGUAAGAAUGAGGGAAAUUCGAGAAAAAAGGAUGUGCGGUCAUGUCCUGAAUGUGGAAAGUCUAUCUUACGGAAGAGCUUGUACGUUCAUCUCCGAGGAGUUCAUUUCUAUAGUGACGAACAAGUAGAGCAGCAGAAGACUGAAAUGAGAAAAUCGGCCCCUGAACAUGACCACGUUAUAUGUCCGUUAUGCGGAGAAAGCCUCCAAAAUCAAGAGUGGCUUGCACUGCACUGCGAAAAGGAGCACGCAGAAGAUGGGGCAGGUGGAGAGCCUCAAGAUUAUACGGUCUUCACGAUUACUUUCGCAGCGAAGCAGGACUUCGAUGAGUGGCUCGAGGAAUGCCAGCAGCAAGCGAAUACUACGUUUUAUACGCGCAGCAGCCCGAAAUUGAAAGGCACUAUCAGUCUCAGGUGCAACAGAGCUGGAAAGUACGUCAAAGAAACGGAGAAUCGAGCUACACAUACGGAAAAAGAUGUAUUGCAUUGUUCGUGUUUCCUCAAUGUAAAACUUGAGGACAGAGGAAGAGUAACCGUGAGAGGCUGUCUGGGCCAUGUCGGCCACAGAGUUGAUACCGCCCUUCUACGCUUGACCGCAGGACAGCAGGCUUUCCUCAAGGCACUGUUGGAAGAAUUCUCGCACGACUACAUUAUCCAACGCCUCCGAAGAGAUUUUCCUGCUCGAACGUCGAGGUUGCACUUCGUAACCAAGGGCGAUCUCUGGAGUCUCGUAAAUCGAUUUGGACUGAGACCAGGAUUCCGUUAUAAAGAUGACGUGCUGUCCUUGAAAGCAAGGCAGGACGAAAGGAACCCCGACGACGGUAUUAGACUCUUCAACAUGCCUAGGGAUCCAUCUGGAGAAGGCUUUCAAUUAAGUAAGGCUUGUUGUGCUCAUGACGCUGUACUGUAUCGUAGAAUCCUUUAUUUAGUAAUUAUAACGCCACAGCAAGUGAAGUGGUUAGAAGACUUUGCGCAUCGAGGAAUAUGUAUUGAUGACACACACAACGCCACCAGAUAUAAUCUCAAGCUUGCAACAAUCAUGGUCAUGAAUGAAAGGGACACAGGUUUGCCCGCAGCGUUCCUACUGAGUGGCUCGAUGAGUUCCCAUGACGUGGAGAAACUUUUCCUUGAAGUCCGACGCUUGGUACCAGGAUUCGACCCAGCACAGAUAGUAACUGACGAGGCCCCCUGCUUUUAUAAUGCUUUCCGAUCGGUCUUUCCCAAUUCUCGGGCGAAGCUGCAUUACUGUAGGUGGCAUGUGGAGAAAACUUGGCAUAGGAAUGCAAAUAAGUUGGUCGAACCUCGAGUUCGAAGUAGGGUGAAGAAAAUGUUGAGGGAUAUCCUCGUCGUGGAAGAUUUGCCCACGUUUCAACAGCGUUUUGGGCAAGUCCUGGCGUUCCUGCAAGUAGAGGGACAAGUAAAAAUGGAGGAAUACUUGAGGCGAAAUUAUUUGGGUAGAACGCCCACAUGGGCGUCAUUUGCUAACGCGAAUGCCAUAAUGGAUACUAGUAUGAUAAGUGAAAGGUGGCAUCUCCGCCUCAAAACAGAAUUCCUUCACAGGAAUGCUAACAGUAGAGCCGAUUGCCUCGUCGAUCUCCUCAUUAGGGCUGUAGAAGAACUUUCACAAACGGAUGAGAUUAAGGUUCGUCGACGACUAGCUGGUCGUUCUUAUCGACUCCAACAGACCACUGUGUGUCACCGCGUAGCUAAACGUCAAUUCGACCGUCGUCUCGUCAGGAUCCGGCAAAUAAGCCCCGAGAAUUGGGAGGUGUACACCAUUCAGUCCGGAGAACUAUCGUACGUACGCCGUCGUAAUGAGUGUGGUUGCAGUGAUAAUGUCGAAGAAAAUGUUCAUUGUCCACUGUGUUCAAUUUGUCCGUACGCUUGGUCGUGUUCUUGCCCGGACAACCGCUCUGGAAUCAGCUGCCGCUUCACUGUCUACCUGCAAACAAACGAACACAGGAUACCGUCACGCAGUCGCAACCUCAGGAAUGCAGCAGAGCUAUUUGAGGAGACAAUUACUCCUUCGUUUGAUAACGAAGUAAGUCUUGCUCAAGAAAGAAAAGAAGAGAGAAGUCAGAUAAGAAAUUCUAUUAAUAUGAAAGUAUCUUUGCUUCAAAGUCAUGUGAAUGCUUUGGUCAAUGAAGAUACUGAAGAUGCCAAGAACAUGCUGAGUGAAAUCGAAGCUUCGAUGGACAACAUUUUGAAAAUCAGGACUGCGCCAUUAGCCGGGAUAGCAGUUCGGCACGAGCUCUCGAAACGUGGGCGAAAACCCAAGCAGCAAAAAGUAGAGCUCUAUACUGUGAGUGCUUCGAAGUUUACAUUUGACACACUUAACAUCAAAGGAAGAAAGUUCCAGCGCAAAAAAUGUCGUGCGAAAGCCACCGGCGAACAAGUUUGA
Cooperia oncophora is the source of this 2760-nucleotide messenger RNA. Lineage: Eukaryota; Metazoa; Nematoda; Chromadorea; Rhabditida; Trichostrongylidae. The record is from the annotation of a GenBank genome assembly.